AUGUCCUCUAAGCAACUGACCCCUGCACAAAUGAAAGCGCUGAGUCAUGAGGCCUGCUUCAACACCACAGACGCCGAUCCGGUCAAUCUCGUGGCCACGGUUGAGUCGAUUCUCAAACAAAACGGGGAAUCCGACGAAACAAAGCAGCUCAUUCGACAGCAGGUAACCUCCUUGGCGAUGGCGCACAAACCACGUGCAACCAUUACCAAGGCCGAGCAGAGUGCUCUCAAGACACUGAGGGCUGACACCAGCAUCGUGAUUCUACCAGCAGACAAAGGGCGCUCCACAGUUGUGAUGGAUAAGGCAGACUACAUUCAGAAAGCCAAUGCCCUACUGGAGGACCGACAGGCGUACCUACCAUGUAACGAUGAACCAAUGAGGAAGCUGGUGACGCAACUGGACAAGACCCUCGCCGACAUGCAAACUAGCAAGGCCAUAAAUAAAUCGGUACGACUGGUCAUUAAGCCAGUAGAGGCCGCCGCAGCAAGCUUUUAUGGACUGCCAAAGGCACACAAAGUCCGGCUCCCACUCCGGCUAAUCGUGUCAUUGAGCGGCGCACCUACAUUCAAUUUGGCUAAAUGGAUGUUCCGAAACCUGAGGUCUCUCACAUCGAACGCGAGCACGACGGUCUGUUCAGCGACUCAGUUCCUGCAGCGGAUCAAAGGGAUGAGACUUACCGAAGACGAGGUCGUGGUGUCAUUCGACGUCACUUCUCUUUUCACUUCGAUUCCGCAAGACCUGGCAGUCGAAACGGUCAGCGAGCUGCUCGAGAGUCAGUACGACGAGACGAGCGUGACGAUAAAACGGAAACAUCUAGUCCAAUUGCUGAGAUUCUGCCUGAAGACGUACUUUACCCUCGAAGGUACGACCUACGAGCAGGUCAAGGGGACGCCAAUGGGAUCAUCGCUCUCGGGCUUCAUCGCAGAGCAGUUCUCCAAAAAGUAG
This is a messenger RNA of Spirometra erinaceieuropaei, 945 nucleotides long. NCBI's taxonomy places the organism in Eukaryota, Metazoa, Platyhelminthes, Cestoda, Diphyllobothriidea, Diphyllobothriidae. The record is from the annotation of a GenBank genome assembly.